AUGGGUCUUUUGAAUCUCGUGCUCAUCGGCACAGCCGCCACCGUUGCAUACGUCAUCAUCGCUGGCGUCUACAACGUCUACUUCCAUCCUCUCCGCAAAUUCCCAGGGCCUUGGCUCAGCGCAGCGACGUCGCUGCCCCGCAUCCUCGGCCGUGUAAGAGGCAUUGAGCCGUAUCAUCUCCAGUGGCUGCACGACACCUACGGCGAUGUCGUGCGCGUCAGCCCUAAUGAAUUGAGUUACACGACGGCCAAGGCCUGGAAGGAUAUCCACGGACACGGCGCCCCUGUCACGAAAGACCUGGAUCACUAUGGCCCGCCAUCGACGGGCACCAAGGGCCUCUUCCUGGCCGACGAGGGCGACCAUGGCCGCCAACGCCGCAUCUUUUCGCACGCCUUUUCGGACCGCGCGCUCAAGGACCAGGAGCCCCUCUUCCGUGGCUACGUCGAGCUGCUGACGGCCAAGCUGCUCGAGUUGGGCACGGGCGAGCCGGACGCCAAGGUCAACAUGGUCGACAUGUACAACUUCACCACCUUCGACAUCAUGGCCGACCUGACUUUCGGCGAGUCGCUCAAGCUGCUCGAAGGCUCGGCCUACAACGCGUGGGUGCACGGCAUCUUCGCCGCCGUCAAGUUCUUCGGCCUGUCAACCACGCUGCGCUUCUACUUCCCCAAGAUCAAUGAUAUGCUGCCCUACGUGCUGCCCGUGCUGCAGAAGAAGCAGAAGGAGCACCAGCAGUACGCCUUCGACCGCGUCGACCGGCGGCUGGCCACGACCACGGACCGGCCGGACAUCUGGUCGUACGUGCUCAAGGAGAAGGGCGACGGCCAGGGCGCGCAGCUGACAGUGCCCGAGAUGCACUCCAAUGCCACCACCUUCAUGAUCGCCGGCACCGAGACCACCGCCACGCUGUUGUCCGGCGUCACCUACCACCUGCUGCGCAACCCGGACAAGAUGGCUCGCCUCGUCGCAGAGAUCCGCGGCACCUUCACCACUCCGCAGGACAUGACGCUGCAGAACCUUCCCCAGAUGCCCUACCUCAACGCCUGCCUGGAGGAGGCCCUGCGCAUCUACCCGCCCGUCCCCGGCGGCCUGCCGCGCCUCACGCCUCCCGGUGGUACCAUCAUCGAGGGCGAGCACGUUCCCGGAAAUGUCACCGUCUUCGUCACCAACUGGGCUGCGUACCACUCGGCGCGCCACUUCGCGCUACCGGAGCAGUUCAUCCCGGAGCGCUGGCUGACGGGCGACGAGGCGGACCCGCGCUUCGCUGACGACGACCGGGCGAUCCUGCAGCCCUUUUCUCACGGCCCCCGCAACUGCAUCGGCAAGAACCUCGCUUGGCACGAGAUGCGCCUGAUCCUGUCGUACACGCUGUGGCACUUCGACCUCGAGCUGUGCGAAGAAAGCGCGCACUGGACCGACCAGCGUGUGUACGCGCUGUGGGAAAAGCAUCCGUUGAUGGCGAGGCUGAAGCCGGUGCAGAGGCAGUAG
Messenger RNA from Diplodia corticola, 1488 nucleotides. RefSeq names its product cytochrome p450. Lineage: Eukaryota; Fungi; Ascomycota; Dothideomycetes; Botryosphaeriales; Botryosphaeriaceae. The transcript has 3 exons. The record is from RefSeq and is a predicted model, not a curated record. The coding region runs from base 1 to 1488 and encodes 495 amino acids. Gene Ontology annotation, molecular function: monooxygenase activity; iron ion binding; heme binding.